GAGUUGAGGCGGCGCGAACAGGGUCUGUGGCUGGGCUUCUGCGUGAAGGACUCCGGCGUUCUGGGCAGUGCCAAUGGCGUCUCGAGCAGGCCCGCGAGCUGCCGGCACAGACGGCAGCGACUUUCAGCACCGGGAACGCGUCGCCAGGCACUACCAGAUGAGUGUGACGCUCAAGUAUGAAAUCAAGAAGCUGAUCUACGUGCAUCUGGUCAUGUGGCUGCUGCUGGUUGCCAAGAUGAGUGUGGGACACCUGAGGCUCUUGUCACAUGAUCAGGUGGCCAUGCCCUAUCAGUGGGAGUACCCGUAUUUGCUGAGCAUUGUGCCCUCUCUCUUGGGCCUCCUCUCCUUCCCCCGCAACAACAUUAGCUACUUGGUGCUCUCCAUGAUCAGCAUGGGGCUCUUUUCCAUCGCUCCCCUCAUAUAUGGCAGCAUGGAGAUGUUCCCUGCUGCACAACAGCUCUAUCGUCAUGGCAAAGCCUACCGCUUCCUCUUUGGUUUUUCUGCCGUCUCCGUCAUGUACCUGGUAUUGGUGCUGGCGGUUCAAGUGCAUGCCUGGCAGUUAUACUACAGCAAGAAGCUCCUAGACUCUUGGUUCACCAGCACACAGGAAAAGAAGCGUAAAUGAAGCCUUCCUGGUGGACUGAUCUCUGGUGUGAAGCCUGGCUCACUAGUACUUCCAUUGAGAGGAGUGAAAGGGUAGAGCAGCUGUUCUAAAAUUUCCUUUGGUAAUUUUGGCAGCUGUGAUGUUGGCAGCUAUUGCAAACUAAGCCCAAGUUCUGGAAAGCUGCUAUUAUUGUCAUCAGCUGAGGUGGCAAAACUGUAUUUAACAUAUUCCUGGUUGGCUGGAACUGGGUGAAGAACAAGCUGUAAAACUUCAGCUAGUUUGAGUUGAAGCCCUUCAGGACUUUUUUUUAAAAAGACAGCCUCAUCUUUGCCUCUUGGUCAUUCUCUCCAUUUUCAUCCAUUAUCCCAUAGCUACCGAGACCGAAGGAUAUGGGAAAUAACCAAAUUCUACUUCAAUCUAUGGGUUGUUGGGAGGAAACAUUUAGGAGGCUGCUUUCCCUGCAGGCUGUGGUCUCUACUCUGAAGCGUUUUAAUGAAAAAGAACCUCAAUAAAGUUAUA
Messenger RNA from Molossus molossus (Pallas's mastiff bat), 1123 nucleotides. RefSeq names its product jagunal homolog 1 (gene JAGN1). The record is from RefSeq and is a predicted model, not a curated record. Gene Ontology annotation, biological process: endoplasmic reticulum organization; vesicle-mediated transport; granulocyte colony-stimulating factor signaling pathway. The transcript has 2 exons. Bases 74 to 625 code for a protein of 183 amino acids. NCBI's taxonomy places the organism in Eukaryota, Metazoa, Chordata, Mammalia, Chiroptera, Molossidae. Gene Ontology annotation, cellular component: endoplasmic reticulum membrane.